AAUAAGAAGGUGCGUAUCUAUGAACAGGAAUUUCGAAAUUGAAGUAAAGAAGAGUGUAGAGUAUGUCAACCACAAUAUACCCGAUAUAUCCUGUGUCGACGAGGGCUUUCACCGAAUGCUGGACUCUUAAGGUCCGCUAGGAUACGAUGGUGUAAUAUUUCUUAAACUUGAUUUAUGUCGCAACACAUCAGAAGUUACCGAAUAAGAUACAUAGUAAAAGAUGGUUUUCACAUCCGUCAGUCAAAGUCGGACUCCCUACUUCGGCCUAGAACAAAACAUACGCUUUGUGAAUACAGCGACAUUUACAACGACAGCUUUCAAAACACAGAAAUAAUGUCAAGUUGGAACCAACAAAUGGGACUUUCGAAUACUGACUUCUAUCACAGUGUGGAAGACUUGUUAAUCGUCCAGUCUCACUAUAAUAACAGCAUAUUAACACUAGAGGGACUCUGUUGUCAUUACAAUUCUUGUUUCUCAUGCGGGGUGAGUUGGGCUGACAACCAUGUAUCCUUGGAUUGUUUUGAGUGUGGCGGGUACGCUAUGCAACGUCCCUGUCCAGAGUGCGAAGGCAAGUGUAAAAGCAUUUGGAGCAGAAACGUGACUGCAUCUCAUGACAGUAGGCAGUCCAAGUGGGAAGGCCAAUGUUACAGAUCUUGAAAACCACAAGACGUCUGUAAAGGUUCUAAAUAGAACGAAAUUGCGAGUUCUUGACGAAGUUAGGAACGAACUGAAGUCAAAUUUAUGACCAGUUAUAAUCACGAAUAUAGAGUAAAAAUUCAGGAGCUUUGCACUUGUAAAUAGGAAGGUGUAAAUAUAUCUGUUUCACGUUUGUGUGCAUGUUACAUGACAUAACUCUUUCUGUGCUUAAUACAUCUGCAGUGAAGGACUGUUGAUUUUGGUUUAGGAUAAAACAUCUUUAUUAAAGAACAGCUCAGGAUUUAAAAAAGAUUAACUUGUCUUCCAUGACAUGCCCAUGCUCGGAAUUAUGUUUUGAAACCCUUUUAUUGUUUUAUUGAUAAAAUAUAUAUAUAUAUAUAUAUAUAUAUAUAUAUAUUGAGAAAUCUGUUAUGAUAAUUGAAUAGAUACUCAAUGAAAGCAGAUGAUUAACUGUAAUUAGCAUAACAACUAUAUAACAUUAUCAAAGAACAGACAUGGCAACAAAUACAAUUAUUACUUGGUCAGAACUGUUAAUGAAAUUUGCUCGAUUUUAUUUUUAUUGAUAUACUGCUAAUCAUAUAAAUCAAAUGUACAUUUAGAAAGUUUAUUCGUUUUAUUCAGUCAUGCAUGAAGAGAUUAAAAGAUUUAUCAGACAGCAACAACCAAACUGUUUAUUGGAGUUAUUUGGCAUUGGACACAAAGGUCUUUAUGAUGUUACAUCAUAAUACCUAAGCCAAAUAAUAGUGCUAUUUUUCCUGUUAAAAGUACUUGGAAUAGCAAAUGUUCUUGAUGGUGUUAUCUAGCCAUAAUCAAGGCAUUUAAUGAUGAAGCUUAUAUCCAAUGGUAAAUUAUUAUUUAGUAAGUUACAUUUAAAGCAAUUGAUAAUGAUAUCUGAUCUCUGACAGAAAUAAACAUGGUGAUGAUACUCGUUUAAGAACAAAACAUUUACUUAGCUACAGCUAAAACAUUGAUGUCUUUAAAUGAUUACAACAAAACCACUUAUUAUAAUAUAUUUCUCCUCACAAAGGCUGUUGAUAGUAUUAGCUCACAACAUCUGAUCAUUUCAGACUGCAGUGAAUGACAGACUAUAGUAAUGUUUGGCUGGACAUAAAGAAAACUUAUGAUUGGGUUAGUUGUACUAUAUAAACAACUUGGGAACUUUAUGCAACACCAAACACUAGUUUUUUCUUUUCUUUAUAGAGUAACUUAGUGACUUCUAAUAAAUAUAUCUGAACCUUCAUAUGAAUAAGCUAGGGAAGCAGUGAACAUCAUAUUACGAUUGUUCACUUAUUUAUUAUUUCUAAAAGGCCAAAAGUACAUAGGAAAAUUGUUGGAUUGGAUUAUUUGUUUUAGGCACAAAAUUACACAAUGGGCUAUCUCUGCUAUGCCCACCAUAGGUAUCGAAGCCAGAUUUUUAGUGUUACAAGCCUUCAAACUUAGCGCUGUACCACUGGGAAGCUACUUUGAAAAAAAAAGCAUACUAACAAACCAGGUGUCUUUAAUAGAAUAAGACAAACAUUAAGUAUAAUGUUCAAAUGACAUUUGUUUUAUUGUUUUCAAAUGGCCAGUGUACUUCAGCAGUCUUCAAUCACCUGUUGCAAUCAUAAAUUCGCUAAUUCAAUAUUGAUGUUAUUGCUUAAUUAAUCAUAGGUAAGCCAAUAUUCUCCAAACAAUGUUGUGGAAUCAGGAUGGAAAGUAAUUCUGAUCAGUUUUACUAUUGAAAGUAUAUUCUAUAUUAACUUGUAUGUUAUUUAUGGAGGUUUUUUUUUAUUAUUUCUACUUAAUUGUAAAGUGAGUGGAACGUCUGAUUUCAAUUUUAAAUUAGCAAUUAUAUAGUAAUAAAAGCAGAUAAACACUAUUCUACACAGACUAUCUACGUGUGUAAUAUAUCUUAAAAUGUUGAGCUUGCACUAAAAACUAUAAAAAUCAAACAAAAAAAGUCAUUUAUGGAUAUCUUAGAGAGCCUUAGGUGGCUAAACUGUAAGACUGGGGAUUGUAAUGCUAAUCAUCGUGUUUCGACACCCGAUACCCGCGAUGAGCAGAGCACAGCCAGCCCAUUGUGUAACACUGAGUGUAACAACAAAUAAACAGUAUUUCAUAGAUGAGUAUAUGGAGAAAUUUGUGGUAAGAUAAUUACGUUUGUAUAGUAACAUGAAAACAUCUGUAAAACGUUUUAGAAUAAUUUAGAAAAUAUCUCAAGUAUGAGUCUGCUUUGAACAAGUUAAAUUUAAUUUUAGGAGCUGAGAAUUACAUGCUACACUUGGUGUUUACUGACAAAAUCAAGUUAGAAAUGAAAUGAUCAACACAGAAAUGUUUGCCCAUUAUACUUAUUAUUUUGCGAUUACAGGAAAAUAUAUCACAUUCUUUGUUGAUGCUUAACAGUUUCACACCACAGAGUUUAACAAUUCUGUUGAAAAGGAAGUUGGUAUUUUAUUAAUGUUCCAUUUUUUAAGUAUAACGCAUGUUAUGUUCCACAUUCAUUAAAAUGUACUAAUAACAGCUAUUUUUCAACUAUGAACAGCAGCUUACCGGAUUUGUUAAAAUAAUAUUUUCCGUUACAAAUAUUUUAUGAACUAAUUCCGUUCUCUAAAAAAAUGACUAACGAUUAACACGAAGAAAAUGAAUUUAAACAGUUCUAUAGUUUACUAGAUGUUUAUAAAAGACCGUUUUAGAACAUAUAGAAUAUAGAAACGAUAGAAUAAAAUUCUAGAUACAUAUAAAACAAAAAUCUGCGUAUCUGUUUGUCCGUUAUCUAACUACUACUAGGUCGCUGGGCCAAUCUCAACCAAACUUAUGAGAUGAUAGUUUGUAACAAGAAACAUGUUAUUGGGGUUUACAACCCCUUCACUCUCCAUUAUUUCUGUCAUUGAGCAUUUAUUAUCUUUGACUUAAGUUAAUGUCAACUCGAUUCAUAGAUAGCGCCACGUCCUUACACAAAACAACAUUUUCUAUAACACAACAUACACACAGUAUGGGGAAAGGGCACAUAAAUGUUUAAUAUAUCUCAGAUAGUGCGCUAGCACUCUCUAUGAAGAAA
Limulus polyphemus (Atlantic horseshoe crab) is the source of this 3694-nucleotide messenger RNA. RefSeq lists its product as uncharacterized. NCBI's taxonomy places the organism in Eukaryota, Metazoa, Arthropoda, Merostomata, Xiphosura, Limulidae. The record is from RefSeq and is a predicted model, not a curated record. Bases 175 to 657 code for a protein of 160 amino acids. The transcript has 4 exons.